Messenger RNA from Eruca vesicaria subsp. sativa (arugula), 1655 nucleotides. NCBI's taxonomy places the organism in Eukaryota, Viridiplantae, Streptophyta, Magnoliopsida, Brassicales, Brassicaceae. The record is from the annotation of a GenBank genome assembly.
GCUGUUUCUCGUAACCAUUCUCUUUCUGUGGACGAAACUCAACGUUUAAGAGACCAGAGAUAUCGAGACUGAGAGAGCAUUAGCCUUAGAGAGAGAGAGUCAUAGAGAGUUUGCUCAAGACAAAGAAAUGGCAUUGAAGCUAAACCCUUUGGUAUCUCAUCAGCCUUACAAACUCCCAUCCUCCUCGGCUCGUCCGCCAGUUUCUUCAUUCAGAUCUCCAAAGUUCCUCUGCCUCGCUUCUUCUUCUUCUCCCGCCCUCAGCUCUGGCGCCAAGGAGGUCGAGAGUUUGAAGAAGCCAUUUACGCCACCUAAGGAAGUGCACGUUCAAGUCUUGCACUCCUUGCCACCCCAAAAGAUCGAGAUAUUCAAAUCUAUGGAAGAUUGGGCCGAGCAGAACCUUCUAAUUCAUCUCAAGGAUGUUGAGAAGUCGUGGCAACCCCAAGAUUUCUUACCCGACCCUGCAUCUGACGGGUUUGAAGAACAGGUGAGGGAGUUAAGAGAGAGGGCAAGAGAGCUUCCUGAUGAUUACUUUGUUGUUUUGGUGGGAGACAUGAUCACAGAAGAAGCGCUUCCGACCUAUCAAACUAUGUUGAACACUUUGGAUGGAGUUAGGGAUGAAACUGGUGCUAGCCCCACUUCAUGGGCCGUUUGGACAAGAGCUUGGACUGCAGAAGAGAACCGACAUGGUGAUCUUCUGAAUAAGUAUCUUUACUUGUCUGGUCGUGUUGACAUGAGGCAGAUUGAGAAGACCAUUCAGUACUUGAUUGGAUCAGGAAUGGAUCCACGCACAGAGAACAAUCCUUACCUUGGCUUCAUCUAUACUUCAUUCCAAGAAAGAGCAACCUUCGUCUCUCACGGGAACACAGCUCGCCAAGCCAAAGAGCAUGGAGAUCUCAAACUAGCUCAAAUAUGUGGGACAAUAGCUGCAGACGAGAAGCGUCACGAAACAGCUUACACCAAGAUAGUUGAAAAGCUUCUUGAGAUUGAUCCUGAUGGUACUGUGGUGGCUUUUGCAGACAUGAUGAGAAAGAAAAUCUCAAUGCCUGCUCACUUGAUGUACGAUGGGCGUGAUGACAACCUCUUUGACAACUUCUCUUCCGUGGCUCAGAGGCUUGGUGUUUACACUGCCAAAGACUAUGCAGACAUUCUUGAGUUUUUGGUUGGUAGAUGGAAGAUUGAGAACUUAACCGGGCUGUCAGGUGAAGGAAACAAAGCACAAGACUAUUUAUGUGGGUUGACUCCAAGAAUCAGGAGAUUGGAUGAGAGAGCUCAAGCAAGGGCCAAGAAAGGACCCAAGAUUCCAUUCAGCUGGAUACAUGACAGAGAAGUGCAGCUCUAAGAGACAAAGACAUUAUAAACCCAUUUUAUCUCUCUCCGUUCCUGCUCUUGAAAUUGGUGUAGAUUACUAUGGUUUCUGAUAAUGUUCGUGGGGUCUAGUUACAAAGUUGAGAAGCACUAUAUGUUUUGUGUUUGGUCCUUUUAGCAAACUUGUAGUAGUUCAAACAGUUUGAAUGUCUGGUCUGUACUCAGUUUUCACUGUGGAGUUUUGUUUCAGUUCAGGUUAGUUUUUGGUGUGAACUUAUAUGCUACUUCUCUGUUUCUAGGCAAGAACUCAUGUGGCUUUUCAUGCGUGAAAUCUAUUCAUAUUCUAAAUC